Westerdykella ornata is the source of this 228-nucleotide messenger RNA. RefSeq lists its product as uncharacterized. The record is from RefSeq and is a predicted model, not a curated record. NCBI's taxonomy places the organism in Eukaryota, Fungi, Ascomycota, Dothideomycetes, Pleosporales, Sporormiaceae. The coding region runs from base 1 to 228 and encodes 75 amino acids. The transcript is spliced from 2 exons.
AUGGGUUUCAUCGAGAAGCUGCAAUACAAACUCGAACUCUACCGCCUCGAGCAACGCUACACCCGCCGCGAAAAGCGCACCACCUUCUACAGCGACGCGCAAUACGUCGACGGCGAAUACAUCUACGCUUCCUCGCCCACCUCGACCAAAUCGAACGGCACCAAUGGGAGUCGGCGGAGCAAAGGCGCGAGCGUGAGGAUACGCGAGCUGGUGACAGGAUGCAGAUGA